AAACCUCCCCAAAACAGACCAACAACCCAUAAUGAAAUAUCUCCUGCAACUCCGCACAACCACUCCAACAAAAGCAGCACGCUCCAAUGGUGGGUGCGUGAAAUUCAAUCGCAUAAAGGCAUGAGUCAGUACUCAGUACACUACACUGUCUUUAAUCCCUUCAACAUAGUAGAAAUUGAACUCCCUCUUUAGGUUUUGGCCUCUAUUCUCCACUUUCCUCUCUGUUUGAGUUAGGGCACCGUGGUCUCUGUUGCUCUCUUCCUUGUUGGACUCGUCAAUGGAAAGUGGGAAAUGUAACUUUGAGGAGCAGUUGGACUGUUCCUGGAGGUCUCCCCACCAUGGAUGGAAGUGUUUGGGUCCUAAAUUAGAGGCCAAGAGGUAUAGGCUUAAUGUAGCUGGGAGUCGGGGAAUCGGAUCUGGGAGCAUAGGAGGAGGAGGUGUGAUUAGAAAUGAAAAGGGAGAAUGGGUAGCUGGGUUUGCAGAAAAUUUGGCAACUGGUAGAGUUAUUGAGGCAAAGCUUUGGGCUUUGUAUAGAGGCUUGGAGCUUGCUUGGAAAUCUGGGUGGGCUCCUCUUGGGGUGGAAUGUGACUCAAAUGUGGCUUUAACUGUCGUAAUGAAUCAAGUGGUGCACCAGAACCACUCUCUGUUUCAGUUGGUUAAAAGCUGCCAGGAGCUUCUUGACCAAAACUGGAAAUGUUCGCUAGGGUGUGUAUCCGCGGAACGAAACUGUGGCGCCAUUUUUCUAGCCAAUUUGGGGCUUAGUAUGAAGCUUGGAUGCCACUAUUUUGACGUUCCCCCUCCGGCGUGUGCCCCAUUUUUGGUUCACGAUGAGUGCAGUGUAGCUCCGCCAGGGUCUGUUGCUGCUCGUAACGUGAAGAAUCAGGAGGCUGAUAGAAUGAUUCAAAGGGAUACUAGGAGGAAGAAUCAAAGGGUGCGUAAACUGAUUCAGAAGGCUCGUAGAAUGAAGAAUCGGAAAGUGAAAGAGGAUCGUGAAUCUGUGAUAUUCACAUGGAGAAUUGACACUUUCUCUAGACUGGACACCUUCAAGCAUUACUCAGAGCCUUUCAUCAUCGGUGAUCUUGAAUGGCGGAUCGUUAUCUAUCCAAAGGGAAACAAGGAGGACUACUUGUCGGUGUAUUUGGAUAUGUCAGAUACUAGGGCAUUGCCACUUGGGUGGUCUAGAUAUGCCAAAUUCAGCUUAACCUUAGUUGAUCAACUUCAGUGCAGCAAGUCAAUAACAAAGGAGAUUGUACAUGUGUUCAAUGCUUGUGAGAGGGACUGUGGCUUCAAAUCAUUAGUUCCUCUAAGUCAAUUUUAUGACCAUGGUAAUGGGUACAUUGUGAAUGACAUAUGUAUAAUUGAAGCCAAGGUUGCAAUUUUACAAGACCAUGGAAUUUUUGCACCUGUGGAGCCCUUCAGGAAGGAAAAAGAGGGGCAGGGACCUUCAAAUGUGCAGCCUGUGAAUGUUCCAGACUUUUUCACAAGAUGGGAGACACCAAGUUGUGAACAGGUGCCUGCCAACUACCACAAUGCAGCAAGUUCUGAACAAAUUUGCACCGAGCUUCCUAACAUUUCCAUUGCCAAGGAAUCUGAGGUUGUGUCCUCCACAUCAGCUGAUGAGCUCAUGGAUUUCAGGGGUUUAGCCAAAAUACAAGAAGCUUUUGUUCCGCUGUUAGAUGAAGUUUGUUCAUGUCACUCUUCUCUCAUUGAAUGCCAAAUGAAGCAAAGUCCCAUGUUUAUCGAGUGGGCAUUCACUGCCUUGGGCCGAGUUCUACAUUUUUUGAAAACUAAGAAGGUUAAGGAUAUGACAGAUGAUGUCUGUACAGACCUAGAACUUCUAUGGAAAGAGCUCCAGAUCUUCAAAUUUGACUUGGCUUGGCUGAAGCCUCAUGUUCAAAGAGCUUUGCAUAUGAAUAAGUUGGUCAAAAGGGCAGGACAAGUAAAGAUAUUGAGAAAGGAUGUGGUUGAUUUGGAGAUUGAAAACAAGAGGCUAAUGGCUAAGCUCGAGGUAGCAAGAAGAGAUUUGGAAAAGGCUGAAGGUAUUGAGGAGAUGGACAUGGAUAAGGAGCUAGGUUAUGGGGGUUAGCUGUCCUGUGGAAUUCGGAAUUAUGAGAACUCUCACAUAAUUCUCAGGAGUCCAAUUAGUUUAUAGGCAGCAUAUAUCUAUCUAGUUUUAGUUUCUCCAGUUAGUUCUUAUUAAUUUUCUAACUACUUGUAACCUUUCUAAUGGCUUGGGGUUGUACAACUUAUCAUUGAGUAAGAUUGUUGUAGUAUUAUUAUUCAUUUCUGAA
Rosa chinensis is the source of this 2291-nucleotide messenger RNA. RefSeq names its product MATH domain and coiled-coil domain-containing protein At3g58270-like. The record is from RefSeq and is a predicted model, not a curated record. The transcript has 4 exons. Gene Ontology annotation, molecular function: RNA-DNA hybrid ribonuclease activity; nucleic acid binding; protein binding. Lineage: Eukaryota; Viridiplantae; Streptophyta; Magnoliopsida; Rosales; Rosaceae. The coding region runs from base 278 to 2086 and encodes 602 amino acids.